CAGGGUUCCGGCCCAUUCAGGACAGCAGCCUCAGUGAGCUUGGAGCUCAGCACAGAACGGGGGCUCUCUGGGAGCCUCCUGAGGGAUGAGGAUGUUCUGGGGGGACUGCACUCUGGAGGGCUCCAGGGCAUCUUGAAUGAAUAGAUGAACUGCUUUCUGGGCAAACAGCCACAGCCAGAGGACGGUGUGAUUGGGAGACAGAAGUUGGGCAAACACGGUUUCCUGCACAGCCUCGAGGGACUGAAGUCCUGGGAAACGCUUGGAAAGACCUGGGCGGAGACCAGCCACAAGAGAAUGGAGGGUGAGGAUUACAACACCUCCCUCAUCUACGAUGAUGAAUACCCCAAUGAUUCCUACCCCAUCGUGGUUUUGGAAGAGGUUUCUUCCAUGGAGGACAGGGUGGCGAAGAUCUUCCUGGUGGUGGUCUACAGCAUCAUCUGUUUCCUCGGGAUCCUGGGCAAUGGCUUAGUGAUCGUCAUCGCCACCUUCAAGAUGAAGAAGUCAGUGAACACUGUCUGGUUCCUCAACCUGGCCGUGGCCGACUUCCUGUUCAAUGUCUUCCUGCCAAUCCACAUUGCCUAUGCUGCCAUGGACUACCACUGGGUUUUUGGGACAGCCAUGUGCAAGAUCAGCAACUUUCUGCUCAUUCACAACAUGUACACCAGUGUCUUCCUGCUGACCAUCAUCAGCUUUGACCGCUGCAUCUCUGUGCUCCUCCCUGUCUGGUCCCAGAACCAUCGCCGCAUCCGGCUGGCCUACAUGGCUUGUGUGAUUAUCUGGGUCCUGGCUUUCUUCCUGAGUUCUCCAUCCCUCAUCUUCCGGGACACAGCCAAGCUGCAUGGGAAAAUAUCCUGCUUCAACAACUUCAGCCUGUCAGCAGCCAGCUCUUCCCCAGGGCCCACCGAGUCCCAACAGCACAUGGCGGUGACCGUCACCCGCUUCCUCUGUGGCUUUUUGGUCCCGGUUCUCGUCAUCACAGCCUGCUACUUCACCAUCGUCUGCAAGCUACAGCGCAACCGGCUGGCCAAGACCAAGAAACCCUUCAAGAUCAUCGUGGCCAUCAUCAUCACCUUCUUCCUCUGCUGGUGCCCCUACCACACGCUCAACCUCCUGGAGAUCUACCACACCAUUGUGCCCGGCUCCGUCUUCAGCCUGGGUUUGCCCCUAGCCACAGCCAUUGCUAUUGCCAACAGCUGCAUGAACCCCAUUCUGUAUGUCUUCAUGGGUCAAGACUUCAAGAAGUUCAAGGUAGCCCUCUUCUCCCGCCUGGUCAAUGCUCUGAGUGAGGAGACAGGCCACUCCUACUACCCCAGCCACAGGAGCUUUACCAAGAUGUCAUCGAUGAACGAGAGGUCUUCGCUGAAUGAGAGGGAGACUAGCAUGCUUUGAAGCUCAUCUGGGAACCCCCCAGUAGACAGGCCCUCCAGCCUUGGAGGCCAAAAGCUAUGCUUUCUCAAGACCGCAGCAGAAACCUCUUCAGCGCCCACCAGUGCCCACUGUAUUUUGCAUGGGGCCGAGCAGUGGUUUGAGCUGGGAGUCCAGGGAAUGGAACCCUUUUCUUCAAGUGAGCUGGUGGACAGGCCCUGCUGUGCUGCUUACAGCCUGGGACCAGCAUCCCGGGCUUCUUGGGAGACCAGCCUUGACUGACACAAAGCAAAAAAAGGAAGACUCUCAAAACCACUGCCAUGAACUAGAAUCAGCAUCAGAUGGCAGGAUUAUGCUACCUACUGUGCGCAUUCCAGGAAUGCCACAGGCACUCUACAAGGUGCAUUCCUGGUGUGAGCAGAGUUGGUAAGAGCAGACCCAACAUGACACAGACCAUGCCUCACCUGCUAUACCUACAUCAGUAGCAAGCCAGACAUCCUGCUGCCGAAGCCUUUCCCCUGGUUCGGGGCAAGGGGAAAUGCACAGGUUACUGGGAGAGGAAGGUGACGUGAGCCGGUCAGCAGCCGGGACAGUGGAUUUGGCUUUCAGAGCAGCUGGGAAGGCCCAAGAGAGGUCCCGAGGAGCCAUGUAGGCAAGACCAGCAGGGCUGCCCUGAGGACUUCAGGCCUGGGGAGGAACGGGGAAGCAAGACCUUUCACGGGUGCGGCUCAAAGCAGCUCAGCCUACACCUUCCUGGGUGAUGGCUACUCUGGGGGUGGACCAGGCUGCCCUUGCCUCAGGCACUGCUCUCCUCUGCAUUUGCUGCUUGGGGCCAGCCAGGUCGCGGCCAGCAGCGACUCCUGCAGCCCCCACCCCGUCACAGGGGUUCCUCCCUCCUUCCCUAAUCCUCUGGCUGGAGGUGCUCAGAAUACUAUACCCGGGGGGCAUCUCCUCCUCCUCACCCUCCUCAAAGCCUUGCUGAAGACUAGUCCAAAAUUAGCCUCUGGAGCCCCAGGAGCAUCUUGCCGGGUGAAGAGUGUGGCUACGGGCUCAGUCACUGAACUCAAGCAGAAUCUGGCGUCUGCCUCCUUGAACUGUGCUCCUGAGAUGCUGACUGUGGUGUACCACUGGCUCAGAGCUCCUUCUGUGGGAAGCCGUGUUCUUUUCGCAUCUAGGAACGUCACCUACCUGUGCUAGAGGGCCAUUGUCCCAUUUACAAAUGACAAGGCUGAGGCUCAGAGGAGGGAAGUAACUCCCCGUGUCACACAGCUAUCCAGAGGCAUAUAAGAUCUGCACCCAGCUCUGUCUGGUCCCAGAAAGUCUGUUCUUUUGUGGAGAAUGUAUCUAUUGAGGAUAUUCUGGGCUAUACCGAUAGCUUACAUAUAUUUAGCACUUCCUAUGGUAAGCACUUUAUAUGUGUUAUCUCAUAUAUUCCUCACAGCAGCCCUGAGUUACAUACAGUUAUUACUUCCCUUUUAUAGAUGAGGAGUCAGGCUCAGAGAGGCUAAGUAACUUGCCCAAGGGCAUCCAGCUGGUCUCUGCCAGAGUCUAGAUUUGAAACUAGGUCUAUCUGGCUCAAAAAAGGCUGCAGAGUCUUGGAGUUUUGACCAUAAAUAUCGAUUCUUCAGUAGGCUAAUGUAAACAUCUUAAUGACUAUUAAGUCGUCUUUCCAAAUAGUUCUGAAAAAUGAUCCAACAUGGCAGAGAAAGUGCAGUGGGCCUCCAGCUCCCGCCAGCCCCAUCCCCCUGCACCCACCAUAGCUCCCACCUCUUGCACCACUGACAUCUCCAGGCAAGGCAGUGGGGAGAGGAGCCCGGCAAGAGGCAGCCUCCCGUGAGUCCCUGGCCCUUUGGCCUCCAAGUGUCCACAUUCCAUCUCCUUCCAAGUCCUUUCUUUGUGAAGCCAACACUCCAACAAAAUGCAGUGAACAGAUGUAACGUCUACACAGCACUGGGCAAGCUCCCCAGUCCACAGGCUGUUUGGAAUCCACACCUCAUUAAGAGACAAACUGUUCCCUCCCUGGCUGGGCCAUUAUGCUUUGGACAAGGCAGCUCUGAACUGACCCCAAGUUGGGGCCUCUGAUUGCUUCCAGAAAUGUGGACUGGGACACACUGAGAAUGAAAAGGGGAGCUUUAAAUAUUGCCCACUGCCCCCUGUCAUCCCCUCCCCCAACUUCAUGGAGGAAGCAACUAAGGCUCAGGAUGUGUCCCAGGUCCCAGAGUCACCAGCCACUUGGGCCU
Manis pentadactyla (Chinese pangolin) is the source of this 3605-nucleotide messenger RNA. RefSeq names its product chemerin chemokine-like receptor 1 (gene CMKLR1). Gene Ontology annotation, molecular function: complement receptor activity; G protein-coupled receptor activity. Gene Ontology annotation, cellular component: plasma membrane. The transcript has 2 exons. The record is from RefSeq and is a predicted model, not a curated record. The coding region runs from base 145 to 1389 and encodes 414 amino acids. NCBI's taxonomy places the organism in Eukaryota, Metazoa, Chordata, Mammalia, Pholidota, Manidae. Gene Ontology annotation, biological process: chemotaxis; regulation of calcium-mediated signaling; positive regulation of macrophage chemotaxis.